Molecule: messenger RNA, 2593 nt
Organism: Blastomyces dermatitidis ER-3
Lineage: Eukaryota; Fungi; Ascomycota; Eurotiomycetes; Onygenales; Ajellomycetaceae
Product: 4-hydroxyphenylpyruvate dioxygenase 2
Exons: 3
Coding region: 797-2071 (424 amino acids)
Biological process (GO): L-tyrosine catabolic process
Molecular function (GO): 4-hydroxyphenylpyruvate dioxygenase activity
Source: RefSeq, a predicted model, not a curated record
GUCCGGACCAGAAUGCAAUGCAAUCUCAUUUGCGACAAUCUUAAUUCUCACCGCUCACCGCUCUUUCAGGCCAGGAAGAAUAACCUAGUCCUGCAGUGGGUGAAGAAAAGAUUUGCAAGAGGGUCUAUUCAUACAUAAAACAGGGCUGUUUGGUUGAUAUGUGUCGUGGAUGGCUGCAACAAACGCCCACCCGAGCUGGCUGGAAUGUUUGUAAGCGCGAAGGUUUUGACUUUCUCAAUCGUCAACCUCGCUUCCUUUGAACAAAGUUUGCGAGUGUAGGACAGAAGGAAUCGCUAUACCACUAUAUACUGAACAUUUUCAAACUUGCAGGGCUGGAUAUGCAUGUACAUGUACAUACAUACAUGUACGAGGUUUGUUGAAGGAGAGAUCCGGGCAUCCUUCUCUCAGCGUCUUCACAACAGCCCCGGCAUUUCAUUUAGCAGCUUUGCUGGCUCGAAAUAUCCAAAAAGAAAACUUGUGCCUACAUUCAAUGAAUGUUCUGUCUAUAUUAGGCAUGUGCGUGGUUUCCUCCCCUGCAUUUUCUCAAAUGAAAAUUCCUAGAUAUGCCUCGUGUUCUUCGCGCAGUUCCUAUUGACACCAAUCCCGCCAUCAUACCUACCAUCCCAAAAGCCCGCUUUAAUCCGUCCAUAAAACGAGGGGUGUUCCCGAACACAUCCGGUCGAAGUUCUAGUGACAUUGAUCUUCCCAAUUGUGCCGCAAUAGAUACCUCUAUCAAGAAAAAAGAAUAAAAUAAAAUAAAAAUACCCUUUUUUGAAAAUACAAUUCUCUCCCAAACAUGACCCGCUCCCUGAGUUUCGAUACCACAGGCACCGAAAAUGGUGAAAUUUUUCCCUCCAUAUUGGGUCCGGAGUACUACGGUUUCGACCAUAUCACUUGGUACGUGGGGAAUGCGAAACAGGCAGCGUCAUAUUUCAUCACUCGCCUGGGCUUUAACCAAAUCGCAUAUCGCGGCCCGGAGACAGGAUCGCGCACCGUGGCCUCAUAUGUCAUCUCGAAUGGCAGUGCUACUUUUGUCAUGACCUCUCCCGUCUGCGGGAAAUUGGCAGAGGAUGAAACAAGCAGCUUUGGGAUCUCCGACGAGGAGAAAGUCUUGCUUGAUGAAAUCCAUGCUCAUUUGGAAAAGCAUGGGGACGGGGUAAAGGAUGUUGCUUUUCAGGUCAAUGCGAACGUUAGGUCCAAGUGGGAGAGGGCUGUGGCUCAUGGCGCGGUUUCUGUGCUGAGACCUACGAUCAUCCGGGGCGAGGAGCCCGGGAGUGGGAAGAUAGAGCUGGCUACGAUCAAAUCGUAUGGGGACACGACACAUACCCUGGUUAACAGGGACCGCUAUAGGGGAUGCUUCAUGCCUGGAUAUGUGCAAGUGGAAAAGGGGGACGCGAUCAACGAGCUCUUGCCUGCUGUUGAGUUUAUUGAAAUUGACCACUGUGUUGGGAAUCAGCCGUGGAAUGGGCUGGACAAGGCAGUGAAAUUCUACGAAGACUGUCUUGACUUCCACCGGUACUGGACCGUCGACGAUAAAACCAUGUGCUCCGACUAUUCCGCCAUGCGCUCCAUCGUCGUCGCAUCACCUAACGAAGUCAUCAAAAUGCCCCUGAACGAGCCAGCAGUGGGCAAGAAGAAAUCACAAAUUGAAGAAUUCGUCGACUACUACAACGGCUCAGGGGUGCAACAUAUCGCCUUCCGCACCCACGACAUCAUCAGCACUGUAACCAAUUUGCGCAAAAGGGGCGUAGAGUUUCUAUCCGUGCCCACAACAUAUUAUGAUGCGAUGCGCACUCGCCUCGCUGCCAUCGGUGCCGGGAACACGGACGGCAAUAAAGGGGGAAGCCUAGUCAUCAAAGAAAGCAUAGAUUCACUGCAGGCGCUGAACAUCUUGAUAGAUUUCGACGAGCAAGGGUACCUACUGCAGAUAUUCACGAAGCAUGUGCUGGAUCGGCCGACGGUGUUUUUGGAGGUGAUUCAGCGGAAUAAUUUUGAUGGGUUUGGUGCGGGGAAUUUUAAGAGUUUGUUUGAGGCAUUUGAGAGGGAGCAGGCGGCUAGAGGGAACCUUUGAGUAGGGUCAAUUUUCGAUUUUCAGCUUUUCACGUGUGUGUCCUUGUUGGUUGUGGGUUCCGUAGAAACAGCGAGUGGUUUGCGAAGGAACGAUCGGUAGGGAAUAAAUGUACGAGCUGUCUUGGAAAUCUAGAGACAAGAGCAAGAGCAUCAUGGUACUGUAUUUCCAACUCCGACAAGUGUUUAUUUAACCUCCUCUCUUCGAAUCCCCUUUUCUCAAUUCUUCCAUCUGCAUCUAGGUGGUGUCAUUGAGGGCAACACUGGCCCCAUAUCCCCGCUUAUGCACGACGGUGUGCAUGACCGAACGUGGCUGCCGAAUAGUGCAUGCAGUAAGUCGUAGGACAAGCGCAGAGAAGCGCCUGUACAGAGAAAUACAAAGAGGAAAAUAAAAGAGGAACAUACGGCAUGAAUACUCCGUCUCAAAAAUCUUUCAAAUAGCAAGUUACUAAUAUCAUAGAGGAGAACGAAUGUAGGGAGAUAUAAGCAAGACACUGUAGAUAACAAAAAAAAAAAAAAAAAAAAA